Molecule: messenger RNA, 1538 nt
Organism: Meriones unguiculatus (Mongolian gerbil)
Lineage: Eukaryota; Metazoa; Chordata; Mammalia; Rodentia; Muridae
Gene: Mrpl3
Product: mitochondrial ribosomal protein L3
Exons: 10
Coding region: 159-1205 (348 amino acids)
Biological process (GO): translation
Cellular component (GO): mitochondrial large ribosomal subunit; ribosome
Molecular function (GO): structural constituent of ribosome
Source: RefSeq, a predicted model, not a curated record
CGACUGUGCUUUUCCUCCGUGGAGGGCAUUGACGGACAAGUGGUGUGACUGCUGUCCCGGGCGGCUGCGAACGCGUUGUCCUUGAGUCGGGGACUUGCUGAAAGCUCCGCGGCGGCGCGCCGGGAGGUGUCGCGAGCCGAGCCCUGCCCGUCCACUCCAUGCCGGGUUGGAGGCUGCUGGCGCAGUCUGGCGCCCAGGUGCUGGGCCGUGGCGCCGGAGGCCUAGGUGCUGCCCCGGGCUUAGGGAGUAGAACAAACAUCUGGCUCUUUGUUAGAAAUCUCCAAAGCAAGAGUAGUACUUGGUGGGAUGAGCAUCUUUCUGAAGAAAAUGCCUCAUUUGUUAAACAACUGGUCGCUGAUGAAAAUAAAGCCCUAUUAGCAAGUAAACUUAAUCCCCUGAAAGAUGAGCCGUGGCCUUUACAACCUUGGAAACCAGGUUCUUCCAGAGUUGGCCUUGUCGCCCUGAAGCUGGGCAUGAUGCCUUUGUGGACCAAGGACGGUCAAAAGCAUGUAGUCACAUUGCUUCAGGUACAAGACUGUCAUGUGUUGAAAUACACUCCCAAGGAAAACCAUAAUGGAAAAACAGCAGCCCUAACAGUAGGCGGGAAAACCGUGUCACGCCUCUAUAGACGUGAAUCUAUAUUGGAAUUUUACCAAGAACUUGGACUGCCACCAAAACAGAAAAUUAAAAUCUUUAAUGUGACAGAUAAUGCUGUAAUUAAGCCAGGGACUCCUCUUUAUGCUGCUCACUUUCGCCCUGGACAGUAUGUGGAUGUCACAGCCAAAACUAUUGGUAAAGGUUUUCAGGGCGUCAUGAAAAGAUUUGGAUUUAAAGGCCAACCUGCUUCCCAUGGUCAAACAAAGACCCACAGGAGAGCUGGAGCCACCUCAACGGGGGAUAUUUCCAGAGUCUGGCCUGGAGCUAAAAUGCCUGGGCAAAUGGGAAACAAGGACAGGACAAUGUAUGGACUGAAAGUGUGGAGAGUGAACACGAAGCACAACAUCAUCUAUGUAAACGGCUCUGUGCCUGGCCAUAAGAAUUGCCUAGUAAAGGUCAGAGACUCUACGCUGCCUGCAUACAAGGAUUUCUGUAAAAGCCUGCCAUUCCCCACCUACUUUCCCGAUGGAGAUGAAGAAGAACUUCCAGAAGACUUGUUCGAUGAGAACGUGUGGCAGCCCAACGAACCUUCUGUCACAUUCUCCUGAGGCCCUGGUGCAGCGGGACUUUCUGUCCCUGCGCACUUUGAUGAGCCAGCGCAGGAGCAGAACCAGGAAUUGGAAUCAUGCUCCCUGAUCAGUCAUAGCACACUCCUGUUUACCAAAGGACACAGUGUGUUACUUUGCCCUAGAUUGAAUCUGAUUAGCAAAGUUACUACAUUAAAGAAACCAGUCACAUAGAUUAGAUUUGUUAAGAUAGACAGUAAAGAACAAGAUGUUUGUCAUUUGUAGGUGUCAUUCUUUAGACACUUUCCCCAGUUUUGUUUUGUGGUGUUUUGUUUUUAUAAACACAACUUUUAUUAAAGAUUUAUCUCUCUUAAA